Messenger RNA from Penicillium angulare, 5571 nucleotides. Its product is annotated as trifunctional fatty acid synthase subunit FAS2. The record is from RefSeq and is a predicted model, not a curated record. Gene Ontology annotation, biological process: long-chain fatty acid biosynthetic process. NCBI's taxonomy places the organism in Eukaryota, Fungi, Ascomycota, Eurotiomycetes, Eurotiales, Aspergillaceae. Gene Ontology annotation, molecular function: 3-oxoacyl-[acyl-carrier-protein] reductase (NADPH) activity; 3-oxoacyl-[acyl-carrier-protein] synthase activity; holo-[acyl-carrier-protein] synthase activity. Gene Ontology annotation, cellular component: fatty acid synthase complex. Bases 1 to 5571 code for a protein of 1856 amino acids. The transcript has 3 exons.
AUGCGCCCUGAAAUUGAACAGGAGCUUGCUCACACCUUGUUGGUGGAGCUGCUCGCCUACCAGUUCGCCUCGCCCGUCCGAUGGAUUGAGACUCAAGAUGUCGUUCUGGCCGAACAGCGUACCGAGCGCAUUGUCGAGAUUGGUCCCGCCGAUACCUUAGGAGGAAUGGCCCGACGUACUCUCGCUUCCAAAUAUGAGGCUUACGAUGCCGCCACAUCCGUUCAACGUCAAAUUCUCUGCUACAACAAGGACGCCAAGGAGAUUUACUACGAUGUCGACCCUAUCGAAGAGGAGGAACCUGCUGCGGAGGCUACACCCACCGCCGCACCUGCAGCUGGAGGCGCAGCUCCCGCCCCUGCUGCUGCCGCCGCACCUCCACCCCCCAGUGCCGGCCCCGCGGCUGCAGUUGAAGAUGCCCCCGUGACUGCUGUGGAUAUUUUGCGAUCCCUGGUGGCCCAGAAGUUGAAGAAGAGCCUGGCUGAUGUGCCAUUGACGAAAGCUAUUAAAGAUCUUGUUGGAGGUAAAUCAACAUUACAAAAUGAAAUUCUCGGAGACCUUGGAAAGGAGUUCGGCUCUACGCCAGAGAAGCCAGAGGACGUCCCUCUGGACGAGUUGGGUGCUGCAAUGCAGGCUACCUUCAAUGGUCAAUUGGGCAAGCAGUCUUCUUCUCUCAUCGCCCGUACCGUCUCAUCCAAGAUGCCUGGUGGCUUCAAUAUCACAGCUGUUCGCAAAUACCUCGAGACUAGGUGGGGUUUGGGCUCGGGCCGCCAAGAUGGUGUGCUCCUGCUGGCGAUCACCAUGGAACCGGCUUCCCGUCUCGGCUCCGAUGCCGAUGCCAAGGCCUUCCUGGACGAUGUGACCAACAAGUAUGCCGCUAGCGCCGGCAUCAACCUCUCAGCUCCUACCGCCGGUGGUGAUAGCGGUGGUGGCGGUGGUGGCAUGAUGAUGGACCCUGCAGCUAUUGAUGCUCUCACUAAAGACCAACGCGCUCUGUUCAAGCAACAAUUGGAGGUUAUUGCUCGCUACCUGAAGAUGGAUCUUCGGGCCGGCGACAAGGCUUUCAUUACUUCUCAGGAAACUCAGAAGGCUCUCCAAGCCCAAAUCGACUUAUGGCAGGCCGAGCACGGCGAUUUCUACGCCUCCGGUAUUGAGCCAUCUUUCGAUCCCCUCAAGGCCCGUGUUUACGACUCCUCAUGGAACUGGGCUCGCCAGGAUGCUCUCAGCAUGUACUACGAUAUUAUCUUCGGUCGCUUGCAAGUCGUGGAUCGCGAGAUUGUCAGCCAGUGUAUUCGCAUUAUGAACCGCUCCAAUCCUCUCCUCCUCGACUUCAUGCAGUACCACAUUGACAACUGCCCUACCGAGCGUGGUGAGACCUACCAGCUGGCUAAGGAACUGGGUCAACAACUUAUUGAGAACUGCCGGGAGGUUCUCGAUGUCGCCCCCGUCUACAAGGAUGUGGCUCUUCCUACCGGUCCCCAAACCACCAUUGACGCCCGUGGAAACAUCAGCUACGAGGAGGUUGGUCGUGCUAGUGCUCGCAAGCUAGAGCACUACGUUAAGCAGAUGGCCGACGGUGGUCCAAUUUCCGAGUACAGCAACCGCACCAAGGUUCAAAAUGACCUGAAGAACGUUUACAAGCUGAUUCGCAAGCAGCAUCGCCUUUCCAAGGCCUCGCAGCUUCAGUUUGAUACUCUGUACAAAGACCUUCUGCAUGCCCUUGGCAUGAAUGAGAACCAGAUCAUGCCACAGGAGAACGCUAGUACUAAGAAGGGCCGCAACGCUCUCAAACGCACUGCCACUCGCCCUGGCAAGGUGGAGACCAUCCCCUUCCUCCAUCUCAAGAAGAAGAGCGAGCACGGCUGGGACUACAACAAGAAGCUCACCGGAGUCUACCUCAAGGUUCUGGAGACUGCUGCCCAGGGCGGUCUCACUUUCCAGGGGAAGAAUGUCCUCAUGACUGGUGCUGGUGCUGGUUCCAUCGGUGCGGAUGUCUUGCAGGGUCUUAUCAGCGGUGGUGCCAAGGUCAUUGUCACCACUAGUCGCUUCUCCCGUGAGGUCACUGAGUACUACCAGGCCAUGUAUGCCCGCUUCGGUGCUCGUGGAUCUCAGCUGGUUGUCGUUCCUUUCAACCAAGGUAGCCAGCAGGAUGUGCAGGCUCUCGUCGACUAUGUUUACGAUACCAAGAAGGGUCUGGGCUGGGAUCUGGACUUUGUUGUACCUUUCGCUGCCAUUCCUGAGAACGGUCGUGAAAUUGACUCCCUUGACUCCAAGUCCGAGCUGGCUCACCGUAUCAUGUUGACCAAUGUGCUCCGUCUCCUGGGUGCGAUCAAGACUGAGAAGGCCACCCGUGGCUUUGAGACCCGUCCUGCUCAGGUUAUCCUUCCUCUGUCGCCCAACCACGGUACUUUCGGUAAUGACGGUCUGUACUCCGAGUCUAAGCUCGGAUUGGAGACACUCUUCAACCGCUGGUACUCCGAGAACUGGAGCAACUAUCUCACCAUCUGUGGUGCUGUCAUUGGCUGGACUCGUGGUACUGGUCUGAUGAGCGGCAACAACAUGGUUGCGGAAGGUGUCGAGAAGCUUGGUGUCCGAACCUUCUCCCAGCAAGAGAUGGCCUUCAACCUCUUGGGUCUCAUGUCUCCUGCCGUUGUCGACCUCUGCCAGACUGAUCCUGUUUGGGCCGAUUUGAACGGUGGCUUACAGUUCAUUCCUGACCUGAAGGGCUUGAUGACCAAGCUCCGUACUGACAUCAUGGAGACCAGCGAGGUUCGCCAGGCUGUCAUCAAGGAAACCGCCAUUGAGAACACCAUUGUCAACGGCGAGGACAGCGAUGCUCUGUACAAGAAGGUCGUUUCCGAGCCUCGUGCCAACAUCAAAUUCGAAUUCCCCAAGCUUCCCGAUUGGGAGUCCGAAGUCAAGCCCAUCAACGACUCUCUCAAGGGUAUGGUCAACCUCGACAAGGUCGUUGUCGUUACUGGUUUCGCUGAAGUCGGUCCCUGGGGUAACUCCCGUACCCGUUGGGAGAUGGAGUCCAAUGGCAAGUUCUCUCUGGAGGGUUGCGUCGAAAUGGCCUGGAUUAUGGGUCUGAUCAAGCACCACAAUGGUCCUCUCAAGGGCAAGACCUACUCCGGAUGGGUUGACGCCAAGACCGGGGAUCCCGUUGAUGACAAGGAUGUCAAGCCCAAGUAUGAGAAAUUCAUUCUGGAGCACACCGGUAUCCGUCUCAUUGAGCCCGAGCUGUUCAAGGGAUACGACCCCAAGCAGAAGCAGUUGCUUCAGGAGAUCGUCAUCCAGGAGGAUUUGGAGCCUUUCGAGGCCUCCAAGGAAACCGCCGAAGAGUUCAAGCGCGAGCACGCAGAAAACGUGGAGAUCUUCGAGAUCCCCGAGUCUGGCGAGUUCACUGUCCGCCUUCGCAAGGGCGCCAACCUGCUCAUCCCCAAGGCUCUUCAGUUCGACCGCUUGGUUGCUGGUCAAAUUCCCACUGGCUGGGAUGCUCGCCGCUAUGGUAUUCCCGACGACAUCAUUGAGCAGGUGGACCCUGUCACCCUGUUCGUCUUGGUUUGUACCGCGGAGUCCAUGCUCUCAGCUGGUAUUACCGACCCUUACGAGUUCUACAAGUAUGUUCACCUUUCUGAGGUCGGUAACUGCAUUGGUUCUGGUAUUGGUGGUACCCACGCUCUGCGUGGUAUGUACAAGGAUCGUUACCUUGACAAGCCCCUCCAAAAGGAUAUUCUGCAGGAGUCUUUCAUCAACACCAUGAGUGCUUGGGUUAACAUGUUGCUCUUGUCUUCCACUGGACCCAUCAAGACCCCCGUCGGUGCCUGUGCUACUGCUGUCGAGUCCGUCGACAUUGGUUACGAGACUAUUGUCGAGGGCAAGGCCCGUGUCUGCUUCGUCGGUGGUUUCGAUGACUUCCAGGAGGAGGGCUCUUACGAGUUCGCCAACAUGAAGGCUACUAGCAACGCCGAAGACGAGUUCGCCCACGGCCGUACCCCACAGGAGAUGUCUCGUCCUACCACCACCACUCGUGCUGGCUUCAUGGAGUCGCAGGGUUGCGGUAUGCAGCUCAUCAUGACUGCUCAGCUUGCCCUUGACAUGGGUGUGCCAAUCCACGGUAUCAUCGCUCUGACCACCACCGCCACUGACAAGAUCGGUCGCUCCGUCCCUGCUCCGGGCCAGGGUGUUCUCACCACUGCUCGUGAGAACCCCGGCAAGUUCCCAUCGCCUCUGCUUGACAUCAAGUACCGUCGCCGCCAGUUGGAUCUGCGCAAGAAGCAGAUCAAGGAGUGGCAAGAGUCAGAGUUGCUGUACCUCCAGGAGGAGGCUGACGCUAUGCAAUCCCAGAGUGAUGAGUCCUUCAACGCCUCUGAGUACACAUACGAGCGUGCUCAGCACAUCGAGCGCGAAGCCUCUCGCCAGGAGAAGGAUGCUCAGUUCGCUCUUGGAAACAACUUCUGGAAGCAAGAUUCUCGCAUCGCUCCUCUGCGUGGUGCUCUCGCUACCUGGGGUCUUACUGUCGACGACAUUGACGUUGCUUCCUUCCACGGUACCUCGACUGUCGCCAACGACAAGAACGAGUCUGAUGUCAUCUGCCAGCAGCUCAAGCAUCUUGGUCGCAAGAAGGGUAACGCUGUGAUGGGUAUCUUCCAGAAGUACCUCACCGGUCACCCCAAGGGUGCUGCUGGUGCUUGGAUGUUCAACGGCUGUCUCCAGGUUCUGGAGUCUGGUCUUGUCCCCGGUAACCGCAACGCGGACAACGUCGACAAGGUCAUGGAGAAGUUCGACUACAUCGUGUACCCCAGCCGCAGCAUUCAGACAGAUGGUGUCAAGGCCUUCUCAGUUACCUCUUUCGGUUUCGGUCAGAAGGGUGCUCAGGUCAUUGGUAUCCACCCCAAGUACCUGUAUGCCACUCUUGACCAGGCUCAGUACGAGACCUACAAGAACAAGGUCGAGUCUCGCCAGAAGAAGGCUUACCGCUACUUCCACAACGGUCUGAUCAACAACACCAUCUUCGUUGCUAAGAGCAAGGCUCCUUACGAGGAUGAGCUUCAAAGCAAGGUCUUCCUGAACCCUGACUACCGUGUCAGCGUUGACAAGAAGACCUCCGAGUUGAAGUACUCAGCUACUCCCCCCAAGUCUGAAUCCCCCAGCGAAGCAAGCACUCGCCAGAUGGUCGAGUCCCUCGCCAAGGCCAACGCUACAGCGAACUCCAAGGUCGGUGUUGAUGUCGAAAGCAUUGACGCUGUCAACAUCACCAACGACACGUUCGUUGAGCGCAACUUCACUGCUAGUGAACAGGAAUACUGCCGCAAGGCUCCCUCGCCCCAGUCCUCUUUCGCCGGCCGAUGGAGUGCCAAGGAGGCUGUCUUCAAGUCGCUCGGUGUUAGCAGCAAGGGUGCUGGUGCCGCUCUGAAGGAUAUCGAGAUUACGAGCGAUGCCAAUGGCGCUCCCGUGGUUAACCUUCACGGUUCCGCCGCCGCCGCCGCCAAGGAAGCUGGCGUCAAGUCAAUCAACGUCAGCAUCAGCCACAGCGACUCUCAAGCUGUGGCCGUGGCCGUCUCGCAGUUCUAA